This is a messenger RNA of Nelumbo nucifera (sacred lotus), 2110 nucleotides long. Its product is annotated as Nucleotidyltransferase family protein. Gene Ontology annotation, molecular function: mRNA binding; poly(A) RNA polymerase activity. NCBI's taxonomy places the organism in Eukaryota, Viridiplantae, Streptophyta, Magnoliopsida, Proteales, Nelumbonaceae. Gene Ontology annotation, cellular component: nucleolus; TRAMP complex. The record is from RefSeq and is a predicted model, not a curated record. Gene Ontology annotation, biological process: RNA 3'-end processing; polyadenylation-dependent ncRNA catabolic process.
AUCUACCGUCAAAAGGAGCCAAAGUGAACUCGCCCAAUCUGCACAACUUCACAUUCUAUUGUUGAUUUGUUUCUCCAAUCGCCCAGGCAACGCUGGAAGCUGAAGCCUGAAGGUUUCGAACUUCUGCUCUUCUACUUCGCCAAGUUCCCUCCUUUUUGGUUUUCCUUCUCGUCGUUGCUUCGGGCUCAAAUCAGUUCCAGAUGGAGAUCGACGGUUUCGUAUACGAAACCCUAGGCUCUCUAUCAGCCUCAACCGUCCCAUCAACCGACUUCUCCGGUCCCGACUCUCCCGAGCCCUACUCUGUAUUCCGAACCCAGAUAACUUCUUCCUCAUUGAACUGCCAUUCUCCUGAAACUGCUGCGCCUGACUACUUCUCUCUUGACGUCGAAGACGUCGACGCCGACGUUGUCGAUGGGUCGAGGCAACCGACCGCCGCGACUCCUCCUGUUGCCACUCCUACCUCGUCUCGACCAGUGGAUAGGACGUUGGAGGUCGGCUGGUUCCGAGCCAACAAGCGGUUCAGGAGCCCCAUGAUUCAGCUCCACAAAGAGAUACUUGAUUUUUGUAGCUUUCUGUCACCAACCCCAGAGGAGCAAGCAUCACGAAAUACUGCUGUAGAGUGUGUUUUUGACGUCAUUAAAUAUAUAUGGCCCCACUGUAAGGUUGAAGUGUUUGGGUCAUUUAAGACAGGCCUCUAUCUUCCAACUAGUGAUAUCGAUGUUGUGAUUUUGGAGUCCAAGGUCAAAACUCCACAAAUUGGUUUAAAAGCUCUUUCUAGGGCCUUAUCCCAGAGAGGUAUUGCUAAACAAAUACAGGUGAUAGCAAAGGCUCGUGUACCAAUUAUUAAGUUUGUGGAAAGGAAAAGUGGCAUUUCAUUUGAUAUUAGCUUUGAUGUAGAAAAUGGACCAAAAGCAGCAGAGUUUAUUAAGGAUGCUGUAACUAAGUUACCCCCUUUACGACCAUUGUGUUUGAUACUGAAGGUCUUUCUACAGCAGAGAGAACUGAAUGAGGUAUAUUCAGGUGGAAUUGGUUCUUAUGCACUUCUUGCGAUGCUAAUGGCACAUUUGCAGGGUUUUCAGGAUGGCAGAGCUUCUGUAGAACACAACUUGGGAGUCCUUUUGGUCAACUUUUUUGAUUUUUAUGGACAUAAAUUGAACACUUGUGAUGUUGGCAUAUCUUGCAAAGCGGGAGGCACCUUUUUCUUGAAGAGCAACAAAGGGUUCUUCAAUACAAAUCGACCAUUUCUUCUGUCCAUUGAGGAUCCACAGGCACCAGACAAUGAUAUUGGAAAGAACUCCUUCAACUAUUCUCAGAUCAGGUCAGCUUUUGCAAUGGCUUUUUCUAUAUUGACUAAUGCAAAGACAAUCUUGAACCUGGGUCCCAACAGGAGCAUUCUUGGAACUAUAAUAAGAUCUGACCCUGUACUUCUAGAGCGAAGAGGGGGUUGUAAUGGAGAGGUGACUUUUAAUAGUUUGCUCCCAGGGGCUGGGGAACCAUUACAGCCACAAUUUAUGAAUGAACAGGAAAUCUUAUGUAAUUGGCAAUUGGAUGACGAAGACCCUCUACCUAGGGGCAAUGGCAUUUUUGGAGAAGACAGUGGUUCAUAUUCCUCUCGGGAAAGGAAAGCUCUCAAAGAGAGGCUCAGAUCCCAGGUAAAGGAAAAUGGGGAAGUGGUGAAUUUCAGGCAUGAAGAAAAUGGGAGUAGAAAAGACAAAACACCAAAGAAGAAACGCUGGAGAAAUCACCCAGAUGGAAGUAAUGGCUAUGGUGCUAGCAGUACCAGUAGAAGAUACAUCGGAGGAUCCCCAUGGGGUCGAAGCUGUUAGAAUAUUGCAUGGCUCCGAAUCUUCUACUGACCAGCGAGGAAAGGAUCCUUCCAAGUGUCGGUUAUCAAAUAUCGGCUAAAUGCUAGAAAGUUGAUAUUCAUCCUACACAGAUGGAAAUAUUUAUGAAAUCAACUGUAUUUUUGACCAAGCAAACAUCGAGUGUGAAAUUAUUAUUUUGUUUCAAUUACUUGCCAGCAAUUUUUUUUAUUUUAUUAUUUUUUUUUUUGUUUAACGUUCUGAUUCUUCUUUGCAAAUUUUGAAUAGGAAGUCCCUCUCUCUCUCUC